AUGUCCGAUCACCAAUACAAAUUCAAUGUGUCCAUGAGCUGUGGCGGCUGCUCAGGCGCUGUCGAGCGCGUCCUGAAGAAACUCGAAGGUGUCAAGUCUUUCGACGUCAACCUUGAGUCCCAGACAGCGAACAUUUCCACCGAGCCUACUGUUUCCUAUGAUACCGUGCUGGCCGCGAUUAAGAAGACUGGAAAGACCGUGAACAGCGGUGAGGCAGAUGGCCAGACCAUGAGUGUUUGA
This is a messenger RNA of Penicillium pulvis, 240 nucleotides long. RefSeq names its product copper metallochaperone ATX1. The coding region runs from base 1 to 240 and encodes 79 amino acids. Gene Ontology annotation, biological process: copper ion transport. NCBI's taxonomy places the organism in Eukaryota, Fungi, Ascomycota, Eurotiomycetes, Eurotiales, Aspergillaceae. The transcript is spliced from 2 exons. The record is from RefSeq and is a predicted model, not a curated record. Gene Ontology annotation, cellular component: cytosol. Gene Ontology annotation, molecular function: copper chaperone activity; metal ion binding.